CAUGUUUAAACUUUAAGUAGAAAUAUUUUUUGUGUGUAAAAUUUAAAACUCUUAACGAUGCAACGUAUUUUUUUAUAGAAGUAAUCUACCCGCCUCACUGCAUCGUGUGGUCUGUUAAUGGAUGUUCACGAUAAACAUGCGAAUAGAUAUAUUUGAAAACAUCUCGACGGUUUUAGCGGGAAUUAACCGGCAUUGUUAGAGGAAGGUGAUAUUAUUGCUAGGAUAUAUGACAAGAGGGUUAAUCACAACUUGGAGAGGACUUAUUUUAAUGACUGUUUCUUCUUUUUUUGAGCCUGGUGUUUUCAGGUUCUAGAAACUUUGGAUAUUUAAACUUGGAUUUUAGAAAGACACACUAACUGAACACAUGGUAAUAUACCAAAAUGGCGCUCUCUGCAACAGCUUCAUAUUUUGGUUGUACAGUUCUAGAGUCUGAUUUUGAGAACAUAACACUGGAGGAGAACCAAGAUGGUGUCUGUGAACCGUGCUUUCUUUUGAUGAAAACGACUACAUCAACGUUGUAUUGUUUUGACUGUGACGAAAGAUUCUGUGAGCAAUGUGGAAAUGUUCAUAAACAGUCCAAACUGAGUCGAGGUCACAGGAUGUGUAAACAACAUGAAGCGCCACCUAACGCGGCAAUCGAAUUAUUACAAUCGCUGUCGACCUGCACCAAUCACAAUGAGGAGUACGAGUAUAUUUGCCUUGAUCACGACGUAUUAUGCUGUGGAAAGUGCGUUAAUACAGAUCACAGACGGUGCCAACGACUUGAAACUAUAUCUGAUCGCAUCGCAAACGAAAGAGAAACGGGAAAUUCGCUUGAAACGCAAGUAGGAAAAAUCAACGGUCUGACAAAGACUACGAAUGAAAUACUAGAUACUAUUAAAAGCCAUAAAACAUCUCUAAACCAGUCUGAGGCGCUUUUAAUGCAAACGUUUAGAGAGGCAAAAUCGAAAAUUCUUUCAGCACUAGAAGACCUCGAGCAAAGUUUUAUAAUACAGAUUUCACAACAGAGAGCUGAUAUUGUUGCUGAAAUUCAUCAAAAAGAACUAGAAGUUGCUCAAUAUCAACAGGAAAUAAAUAAUAAUUUAAAGACGUCGCAAAUGGUUGUCAAUUUUGGAACGGACGUUCAUAAGUUUGAGAAGUUUCGAGACCUACAGAAAUUCGUCAUUCCUCAAAUGACAGCAUCCAUAGAGAAUCUGAAAACCUCUUAUCAGAAGACAGUUUUGCAGUGCAAAGUACACAUGUCUUCUGAUCAGCUGGCGAACAACAUAAAGAAAUGCCUAUCAGUGUCAAGCGGAAUCCCCAAAUCGAAAUCCUGGAUAUUUCAUAAGCUUAACAGCAGGGACCUAUUUGUUGAACGUUUUUCUAAAAAAAUCUGUUUCAUCAUAUCUAAAUGAUUUAUUCCAUACAAAAGCCAAACAUGCAUGUCUUGAUUCUAUAGACCAGCUGACGUCAAAGAUGACCGGAACUCCAGUUAAGAAACCCAUCAACGAUUCGUUUCAGAAUACAAGUGCUCGGAUUUAGUUAUCUUGGAUUUCAAUUGUAAAAUAGCAACAUCUCGUUAUUAUCGUAUUAUAAUGUAAAUGUAACUCAAAUUAAGAUGUGUUCUCUAUUGCCAUAUUCCUACGCGUUCCAACUGGAUACUGACAUAGAAACAACUUGCAUAAUGUUACCGUGUUUUUUUACGUGCGUGCGUGUGUGUAAUUCAUUGAACGGUUGAUUUUAAAAGUGUAUAAAAAUAUCAUUAACAAGUAUCAUUAAAACGUUUAAAGAUAUAAAGUAUUCACUGAGCAAGUGUACCAGGAAAGCAACUCGGUGCAUUAAAAUGUUAAUAUUGAGCACUAGCUCUUGUUUUAGACAUUGACCAUGAACACCAUAUUCUUUGACGUUUAAUUGUAUAAUGGACUGACAGACUGACCAUUUUUCCUUUUUACAAAUGGCCAUGGAAACCUUCUGUUUUGUUCAACAUAAAAUACAACCACACAUACCACCCCUUUUAUCAUAUAAUAUGAGGGGCUAUGUUUGCUAAUUGAAGCAAUUAGUAUUGGGGUUUUUUUCUGAAUCAAUUCAAAACAUAAGUGUUUCCCGCCAAAAUAUGACAUUCAUGUCAUAAAGCAAUUGGGAGGAGUAAUGUAUGUUAAACAAUGGGUAUGAAUAAUGCUGAAAUAUACUUAUAAAGUGUAUGGAAAUGAAAUAAAUCAGUGUUGAUAAUUUGUGUUUAACUUUCAUGUACUUCAAAGUUAAGUUUGUAUCGUGUUAAUAUGUUUAUCUUUAUGUGUGUUUGGUAUGUAUGAUAAAUAAAAUUGUGGAAAAUA
This is a messenger RNA of Mya arenaria, 2312 nucleotides long. RefSeq names its product probable RING finger protein 207 homolog. NCBI's taxonomy places the organism in Eukaryota, Metazoa, Mollusca, Bivalvia, Myida, Myidae. The record is from RefSeq and is a predicted model, not a curated record. The transcript has a single exon. Bases 381 to 1394 code for a protein of 337 amino acids.